CGGUCUCUGCAAGACCGUCUGUCUGUCCGCUCGCUCGUCCGUCCGCUGCCCGGGUCCCGCUAGCCCGAGUGCGCGAGUCGAUUUGUCGGUUCCGGCCGCCACAAACCCGUCUCCCGCCCCCGAGCGGUCCGCCUCUGCUACGCGAGGCCGGGGAUUGGCAGGGCGCGUAGGCCGCGCCGCGGCGGAUGGAGCCGGAAUAAAGAGGCAGCCGAGAAAGCAGCUGGUCUCCGCUCGCCCCGCGCCUGACCCCCGCGGGCGGCCUGGAGCAGAACCGAUUACUGGGGAAGGCAAAGCCUUCUCGGCAUUGCUGGGACCCUGUCCCGAAGAGCUCCCUGCCCUGUAAGCACUGCCUUGUAGGCUAUCUUCUUGGCUCAUGACAAGGGCUAUCUGACCAGUCCUCCUCUGUGCCUUGUGUGAGGUUCUUGUCCUGCCCUGAGAUCCAGUAGCUUCUCUCAGGUUGGGUUCACCUUAAGCGGGAAACUGAAGCCAUUACUGUCCAAACCCAGUUUCAUCUUCCCAAGCAUGUCGGAAAGUUGGCAGCAGCCACCACAGACGCAGCCACAACAGCCACAGCCACCACAGCCUCAGCACCAUGCAGAGCCACCCCCAGCCCUGGCUGAACACACGCUGCCCCCGGGCACGGCUGAGAACCCGCUAGGCUGUGCUGUCUAUGGCAUACUGCUGCAACCUGACCCAGGCCUGCAGCCCCCACAGCAUGCACCUCUGCAAGCAGGGGAGCCCAGCCCCAAAUGUGGUGUGUGUGGCCAUGACCUUGCACACCUCUCCAGCCCUCACGAGCACCAGUGCCUGGCAGGCCAUGACCGCUCCUUCCAGUGCACACAGUGUCUCAAGAUAUUUCAUCAAGCCACUGAUCUGCUGGAACACCAAUGUGUGCAGGCCGAGCAGAAGCCUUUUGUCUGCGGUGUCUGCAAAAUGGGCUUCUCACUGCUCACCUCCCUGGCCCAGCACCACAGCUCCCACACUGGCAUGGUGAAGUGCUCCAUCUGUGAUAAGACCUACAAGCCAGCGGAGGCUGCCGAACCAGCCACCACUACUGCCCCAUCGCUGCCCUCGGCACCUCCACCAGCUAAUGUCGCCCCUGUGGAACAGCCUGAGAAGCCCUACAGCUGCCCUAUCUGCCAGAAACCUUUCAAGCACCUGUCGGAGCUCUCCCGGCACGAGCGGAUCCACACUGGAGAGAAGCCGUACAAGUGCACGCUGUGUGACAAGAGCUUCAGCCAAUCCUCCCACCUGGUGCACCACAAGCGCACGCACAGCUCCGAGCGGCCGUACAAGUGCGCGGUCUGCGAGAAGACCUUCAAGCACCGCUCCCACCUGGUGCGCCACAUGUACGCGCACUCGGGAGAGCACCACCUGUUCCGCUGCAACGUGUGCGAGCUGCACUUCAAAGAGUCGUCAGAGUUGCUGCAGCACCCUUGCACCCCAAGCGGUGAGCGGCCCUUUCGCUGCGGCGAGUGCCAGAAGGCCUUCAAGAGGCCUUCAGACCUGCGGCAGCAUGAGCGCACUCACAGUGCCGAGCGGCCCUUCAAGUGUGACCUGUGCCCCAUGGGCUUUAAGCAGCAGUAUGCGCUGAUGCGGCACCGGCGCACACACAAGACGGAGGAGCCCUUCAAGUGCGGCCUGUGUGAGAAGGGCUUCGGGCAGCCGAGCCACCUGCUCUACCACCAGCACGUGCACACCCUGGAGACUCUCUUCAAGUGCCCCGUGUGCCAGAAGGGCUUCGACCAGUCUGCUGAGCUGCUGCGGCACAAGUGCUUGCCGACCUCCACAGAGCGGCCCUUCAAGUGCCCGGUGUGCAACAAGGCCUACAAGCGGGCCUCUGCCCUGCAGAAGCACCAGCUGUCGCACUGCGCAGCUGCAGAGAAGCCUCUGCGCUGCACCCUGUGUGAGCGCCGCUUUUUCUCUUCCUCGGAGUUCGUGCAGCACCGCUGUGACCCGGCCCGGGAGAAACCGCUCAAAUGCCCGGACUGUGAGAAGCGCUUCAAGUACGCUUCAGACCUGCAGCGUCACCGGCGGGUGCACACGGGUGAGAAGCCCUACAAGUGCCCCAACUGCGAUAAAGCCUUCAAGCAGCGCGAGCAUCUCAACAAGCACCAGGGCGUGCACGCCCGCGAGCAGCAGUUCAAGUGUGUGUGGUGUGGCGAACGCUUCCUGGAUGUGGCGCUGCUCCAGGAGCACAGUGCCCAGCACAGCGCUGCCGCUGCCGCUGCGGAGGGCGCCUACCAGGUGGCGGCCUGCCUGCCCUGAGGCCUCGGGGCCACCACCUGCCCUGUCCAGUCUCGCUUGCUUGCGGCUGCAUGGCAGCAAGCCUGUCAACCAGCUCCCUCCUCAGGAGUGAGGACCAAAGGGUUCUGGGCAGGUGGAGGAUGUGCAUGUUCAGUUCUCCUAGCACCAGACCAGCCAUGGGAGGAGCCAAACUGCUGGGGCCAGACCAGAUUCCAUUAACCUCUACCCCACGACAGAACUUGCUGAGAUCCUGCUGCCCUCCUCCCCCCAUCUAUAGAGAACUUGAAUCCCACCUGUAGUCAGGUGCCUCUGCCCCAGGUGUGAGGGAUGUCAACCCAGCCUUCCCAAAUCGUUCAGCCUAGUUAGAAGUCAGGUGACUCGGGAAGACGGAAGUAGGGUUUCUCCUCAAAUUGAUUUUUUGGGGGGGAGAAGGCCAGCUUUGUGACAGUUCUGGAGACUUAGAGUAUGGACCAUGAGCUACAGUCUCAGAUUGCCCAGCUAGGAUGAAUGUGCCAGAACCCCAAGUUUCUGAUAGUUGAGAUAGGUAGGAUAGGAGUCUUUGGGCAGGGGGUGCCUGAAGCCAGGGG
Arvicola amphibius (Eurasian water vole) is the source of this 2834-nucleotide messenger RNA. RefSeq names its product zinc finger protein 319 (gene Znf319). The transcript has 2 exons. NCBI's taxonomy places the organism in Eukaryota, Metazoa, Chordata, Mammalia, Rodentia, Cricetidae. The coding region runs from base 523 to 2268 and encodes 581 amino acids. The record is from RefSeq and is a predicted model, not a curated record.